CUCGACUCAAUAAUAUCUGUCUGGUUCACAUAUCCUUUCACUGAAAUCGAACUUGAUUCCUCUCCCACCCUUACCUUUUUCCGCCUUUUCAUCUUUCCACUGCAAAAAGGUCCUUUUCCCUUCCAGCGGCUCCCUUUAAAGAACGACACUACAGACUUCAGUACUUCACUGCCCCAACUAAACUCGAAUCCCCCCCACCAAUUCACGAGACCCAUUGAGAAAAAACAGAGCAUCUCCUCCCAUGGCGUCUCCUCCUUCCCCUUAUCCCCUCAUCCUCUCUCUCCUUCUCCUAAUCUCCACCGCCGCCGUCACCGCCAUCACAAUCCCAAUUUCCCCCUCCUCCGCCCCAGCCUCCACCGACCUCCACCAAAUCCUCGCCCACCUCGCCUCCGCCUCCGUCUCCCGAGCCCUCCGAUUGAAAUCCACCCACCUCCACCCACAAGAUUCCUCCCCUGUUUUCGCCACUUCCUUAGUCAAAACCCCACUCUUCCCCCGCAGCUACGGCGGAUACUCCAUCUCCCUCAGCUUCGGCACUCCACCGCAGUCCACCAGCUUCGUUAUGGACACGGGAAGCUCCCUCGUCUGGUUCCCCUGCACCUCCCGCUAUCUCUGCUCCCGCUGCAACUUCCCCAACGUCGACCCCGCCGCCAUCCCCUCCUUCAUCCCCAGAAACUCCUCCACCGCCAUGCUCCUCGGCUGUAAAAACCCCAAAUGCCAGUGGAUUUACGGGCCCAAUGUCGAAUCGAAAUGCUCCGGCUGCGACGCCCCUGGAUCUUCCCCCAAUUGUACCCAGACCUGCCCUCCGUACAUGAUUCAGUACGGUUUGGGAUCCACCGCCGGUCUUCUUCUUACCGAGACGCUCGAUUUCCCGGAGAAGAAGGUUCCCGAUUUUCUCGUGGGUUGCUCGAUUCUCUCCGCCAGGCAGCCCGAAGGAAUCGCUGGGUUUGGGCGUGGGCUCGAUUCGCUUCCUUCCCAAGUCGGAGCCAAGAAAUUCUCCUACUGUUUGGUCUCCCACAGCUUCGACGACGCGCCCGUUUCCAGCGAUUUGGUUCUGGAUCUGGAUUCUGGAUCUGGGAAGAAGACGGCGGAGGUUAGCUACACGCCCUUCAGGAAGAACCCCGUGACUUCUAAUUCCGCUUUGCAGACCUAUUACUACGUCAAUCUCCGGCAAAUCGUCGUCGAGGGGAAGCACGUGAAGGUUCCGUCGGAGUAUCUGGAGCCCGGAUCUGACGGAAACGGUGGCACGAUUGUGGACUCCGGCACGACUUUUACUUACAUGGAGCGGCCGGUGUUCGAGGCGGUGGUGAAGGAGAUUGGGAAGAGGAUGGCGAAUUUCACGGUGGCGACGGAGAUUCAGGAUCUUACUGGGUUGAGGCCCUGUUACAAUGUUUCCGGCCAGGACACGGUGUCGGUCCCCGAAUUGAGCUUCAAAUUCAAGGGCGGGGCCGAGAUGAAGCUCCCCGUGACGAAUUACUUUGUGCUUGCCGGCGAUGGGGCUAUUUGUUUCACGAUUGUGAGCGAUAAUGUCGUUGGGGCGGGACUCCGAGGCGGCCCGGCGAUCAUUUUGGGGAAUUAUCAGCAGAGGGAUUACUACAUUGAGUACGAUUUGGAGAAGGAGAGGUUCGGGUUCAAAAGGCAGGUUUGUGCCUGAAAUUAACGGGUAUCCGUACCUUCAAUAAGUCAGUCCGCCGGGGAGUUCUCCGUCCAGGAAGAGGAUGGUGGACGGCGGCGGGACGGUUGCAGCAGCAGCAAUGGCGGCGGCAGAAGCGGCGGGCGUUGUAGGCUUGUAGCUGUAACGGUGGCGCGGAGUUUAAUUUUUUCUAAUUUUAAUUACUUUUCCGGUGGGGGCAAUUGAUCAUUGUUGGAAAAUACCGUUGGAUUUUUUUUAGCUAUUAAGCAAAGUCAAGAAAAGAUUGUAAGCGGGAAAAUGAGGAAAGGUUUGACAUAAUCGGGGAUUUUGUUGGAUUAAUUAUCUGGGAUUAACUGAAUCUAAUUAACGAAAUUGCAAUUAUUACUGGUCUGACCUGACACGCUGGCAUAUAAAAAGGAAUCAUGUGC
Molecule: messenger RNA, 2058 nt
Organism: Linum trigynum
Lineage: Eukaryota; Viridiplantae; Streptophyta; Magnoliopsida; Malpighiales; Linaceae
Source: the annotation of a GenBank genome assembly